This is a messenger RNA of Drosophila eugracilis, 586 nucleotides long. RefSeq lists its product as uncharacterized. The transcript is spliced from 2 exons. The record is from RefSeq and is a predicted model, not a curated record. The coding region runs from base 1 to 459 and encodes 152 amino acids. Lineage: Eukaryota; Metazoa; Arthropoda; Insecta; Diptera; Drosophilidae.
AUGCCCCGACCCAAUCUAAAUCUCGAGCUCUCAGUUAGUAGUUAUCAGCUUGUUUGUCUGUUUGCCUGCUGCGCUGUAGAAUCAAAAUAUAAGUUAUUAUUUUCACUGGGUCUUUGUAAAACUUAUUUCGGAAAAAUGGUCUAUAUUUGCACUCUUGUGUUUCUUCUCUGCCCCGUCUUAUUGUUGGGUGCUCAAUGGGAAAACCCGAAUCCGAAGUCACAGGUUGAAUACAUCAGCAACGACCAAAGAGUGGGAUCUGCUGUCGCCAAACCGAAUAUCGUACCCAUAACGCGUCCACCAGUUGUGACGCAGACCGCACCUCCUCCACCACCGAAUUCCAAGAACUUUGCUUAUAAUCCGAUGACACAGACCUGGACCUUGAUCGCGCCCGGUGAUCCACAGCCCAACGAGGAUACUCUGAUCUGGAACCAGAGCAAUGACAAGUGGCUCACUCGCUAAACAUUCCAGCAAACGAUUCUUGAUCGACAGAAUUUGUCGUUGAUGAGUAUAUUUACCCCUGUAAACCCUUGUAAAGUUAAAAAUAAUUAAAUGAUUCUAAAUAAAGAAUAUAUAUUUUUAUAUCUUA